AAAUAAUUAUAUGCUUAGGUUUUUUAUAGGCAUUUUCUAUCUGCUUUGUGUAGCAGAGUGCUUCUUCAAGCCAGUUAGAGUUACAAGGGAUUUUACAACUGUAAAUGCCAUUGGCUACAGCAAUUUGUUUGAAUUGAAGUGAUAUAUGUGUUCAAAUACAAAUCACAAGUCAAAACAGUGCUACAUUUGGCUGAUUAUAAAAGGUAUAAGUGGUAAAAUGAAGAGCCAUUUGGGAGCCUAGAGUCAGGCAAAUGACACCGAUGAAGGAAACAUUUCACAUUGACUGCAUACUAAAUCAAACAAUAUUUCAUCCUCUACUCAACUAAAAAAAUGAACUUGAUGACCGUUUUACUGAUCCUUUAUUUGUUUGAGAUUAUUUUCUAGAUUUACUGGUCCCAGCUUCUAAGUGGACAUUUAUCAUUAGACAUAUUGGGGCUGGAGCAACUGUUCUAUUUGGAAAAAAACAAAACAAUCAUUGGAAAUAAAUUAUCACUUGUUUAUACCCUAAAGAGAUCAAUAGAAAUAUUACACAAAUAGCCUACACUACAAGUCUCAGGAAUAAUAUUAGAGGAGCAGGCCUUUUAUACCUUUGAAAAAUACCAUGUGAAAUGAAGCCUUAAUGCUACAAACACUCACCUAGUAGCCCUCUAACGUCAGCUCUCUGGGCUCCCAAUGCCUCUUCAUUUGAUCACUUAUACAUUUCAGACUAAUUUAGCGCUGUUUUGACUCUUCUUGGUGAGCAUCACUAGCAGGCAGACCAUCUCACUACAUACCGAGCGGUGAUUCAACUGAAGGCAGGAAACAGAAGAGAAGCAUCUCGCCUCCGUUUUACUCUUUGGUGAUUAAGAGUCUAACCAGGAAGUAAACCACAACAACGGGCCAAACUGGAUGUUUUACAAUCUCCGUCAUGCAGCAGUAACAUGUUAGACCACAGAGACGGAUGGGACAGAAGAAGUGCGUUUAAUAACUAGCCAGUAAACGAGAACAACCUUUGUCAAAGCCGUCAGCUGGUGUGUGUGAAACUGAGAUUUCCCUCUGAUGGAGAUGUUCUGAUUUAAUACUGCAGCAGUCCUAGUCUGACCGGAUUGAUCCCGGAGGGAUUACAGCGGCCGCUUCUUUAGUUCCGUCGACAACAGCCACUGAAGGCUACUGAUGCAACCUAACUGGUUUUUACCUUCAAAACAACCAUUUUUAAUAUACAUGCGCUGUUAUCGCUGAGAAAAGGUGAACCGACCACAUGCUUUAACUUUACCUGCGGAACGGAAGUAGUAAACCUUGUGUGGUGUCGCUUGACUAAGGUCAUGGUGAUCAGAUCACAUAUCUGUCAGGUAUCUGUCCGCUCAGCCUUCAUUACUAAAUGAUUAUGGAGCUACUGCAGGCUCUGGACAGAACACACGGCCCGUCCAUAGCCUCUGGAGCCGGCAGGUAGCCCGGCAGGUGGUCCAGCAGGUGAUCCGUUAGGUAGCCCGGCAGGAGGUCCAGGUCAUGCCGUCUGAUGUGGAGUACAGCCCGGUGGGAGAGGGGCUGGGCAUGAAGGACUUCUGGCUCUAUGUGUGGCUCCGGAGGGCGGCGGUGAUCGCGGCUCAUGUCACCGGUCUGGGCCUGACCCUCAUCAUCUCCCUGCUGUCCAGACCCGGAACCAGUCUGUUUUCUUGGCAUCCAGUGUGUAUGUCUGUUGCGUACUGCCUGUGCAUGACUGAAGGUAUCCUCCUCUUCUCAGCUGAAGGGUCCCCCUUUUGCUUCAAAUCUAGGAAGGGUAAAGUCCGUUUCCACUGGUUCUGUCAGGCUCUGGUCCUGAUAGCUGCGGCUACUGGGCUGGGCUUUAUGGUGGCCAGCAAGAAUGUGUCAGAGCUCCCCCACCUGGUCACGUGGCACAGUUUGCUGGGCGUCUGUACUUUGGCUGCCACGGCGCUCCAAGCAGCUUGUGGUAUCUGUGUGAUCUUCCCUAAGCUACUGCACCUGUCCUCUCCACUGAGGCUGAAGCUGAAGCUGUACCACGCCACCUGUGGCUUGGUAGUCUACCUGUUGGCCACAGUGACUGUGGUGUCCGCCAUGUUAUCAGACUGGUUCCAGGCCACAGUGAAAGGGCUGGCCUGGUGGGCCUUCCUCUUGCUGCCCCUCUUCCCAGCCCUAGUGGUGAUGAACCAGAUCACUAAUGCUUUCCUGCCUCGCAAGAAGAUCACCAGCUAGAAAGCAUACAACACAAGGCAGAUUGUCUUUAUUCCCUCAGUGUCCAUUCUGGGUUAACUUUGUAGUUAGAGGCUCAGAGUUAGAUGGAAGCAGGAGUCUUCUGCGAAAGCAACUUUUAAGAUAAAAUAACUAAAGCAAACAGCUUAACAUGCUGGUAGUCCCACAGACAGUAGAAUAUGAAACACGAGUGUCUCUCUCACACCAUAGGUAUCUGGAGAGUUUACUGCUUGCCAUAUUGGUCGUUAGUUACCGAAGUCAGAAGAUUUUAAUUUGGCAGAAGAACAGAGUCUGUGGCAAGAUGUGCUAUAACACCACAUUUGAUUUUGAUACUUUUUUCUCAGUAACAAUCAUCAUCAAUCAGUUUGUACCCUCAAAUUUAUUUAUGCACACAUUAUUUGAUUUCUCCACUCAAAUCAAGUUACAGUUAGUUUUAUCUAGGACAAAACCCAGAGUGUUAAUAGCAGGCUAGCAGCUGUAUUUUUAGUUUGGAGAGUUACUGCAUUUAUUGCAUUUAAUACAUUAAUUAAGUGGUCUGUUUUAGGGUACUAUAUAUACAUUUUGUGCAGAAGUUAUUAAUUGGAUGGUAUGCACUACUGUGUUGUGUGCAGUCACACUUUAACACUGGUUACUUCAAACUGACAUCCUGGCUGGCUCAUGCUGAAAGAAGCAAAACAAAAGGAACUCUCAAAGAAUCUAAUAACACUAUGCACAAUAUGCGGAUUACAAUGCCAUGUAUACACACAUGGAGCAGGACACAGUAGGCUAUGGUCAUCCUCACAAACUACUGGAGGAAAUUGCGUUUGCAUCAUCACCAUUGCAUAUCCAGAGGAAUAUUUGCACCACACAUGCAGUGAAAUCAGAAGUCUCAAAGACGGUGGCACGGUGCAUGUGGGUUUCUGAAAGGAUAUAAAGAUCUAAUGCUGUUUGUGUGAGGACACAAGCUGUGAAUAAUUAAUUACCAGCCUAUAGUUCUAUUUAUUUGUACAUUUAUGAUCUUUUUGUGUUGUCUCUCUUGGCUGCUUACAGGGGCUAAAUGAAACAUUUUAGCAUUUAAGUUCCAUUAAUCAAUAUUUCUUAUAUUAAAACUGAAUCAAAUGAAAUCAUGUGAAGUGGAAGCGUUCACUUGCAGUAACACAGCCCCUUUAGCUCAUUCUUUUGUUUUUACAGCACAUCUUAGGUUUGGUUCAGUUCAAGGCUCUAAUCAACCCAAGCAAAAUCACUAACUGACAAACCCACUUCACAUUACCUGCUCUGCACCAGGCGGAAGACAGAAACUGUCAGAAACUAGCUGGUGAACAUAGCAAAGCAUUUAGCAGCUAAAGAUUGAUAUUUUUCACACUAAAUGGUGGAAACCAUAAACAGAGCUGAAAGGAGAGUGACUAUUGGACAUUUUGACAUACAUUACGUGAACACAAACAACACUCCAAAGAAAUUCUAAUAUUGAUGUAGAGUGUGUCUGCCUCAGUUGUCACAAAAUGAAUCAGUGCAGCUUUAACUCUUUGAUGCACAACAUAUUAACACCCCUUCUAAUGCACAACACGGGUCAAAAAUGACCCGCAUUCAUCCCCCAUGUUAUUUAAUGCUUGCUGUGUGUUUCUGUGCUCUAUCUUUUGAUAUCAACUCAUUUUAUGAUUGAGUAUUCCAAGUAUUAUUUAAAUAUCUUGUUUUUGAUAACAACAGAUCAUUAUUUCCAUUUUGCUUCUCAUACUUUAUGAAGAAAAACGUUUUUGUAUUAUUACAUAGCUAACUUUUUGGCUAAGUAGCUUGCUAAGCUAACUACUUAGCCAAGAAGUUAGCUAUGUAGUUAGCUUAGCAAGCUACUUAGCCAAGAAGUUAGCGGAGUAUUUAGCUUAGCUAGCUACUUAGCUAAAAAAUGGAUAUGAGUCAUUUUCGACCCACGUUGUGCAUUAGAAGCGUAGUGACACAAAAAGGGAUUUUAUUCAAAAAAUGAAUAAAGGAAAACACGAAAUUUGAAUGUAUGAUGAUCAAAAACUGAGGGAAACCUGAAAUACUGAAUGAUGAAAAUAAUUUAUUGCAAAGAUAUAGAACAUAAAAACUCCAUCGGGUCACUUUAGACCCAUGUUGUGCAUCAAAGGGUUAAUAGGGGCUUGCCAUAAGGAGCAACCAAUAUAUUGCAUAUUGUUUAUUACAUCUUACACCGAGCCACUUGGUUGGAAUUUCGAGGUGAGUUUCUGAGAAUGCAGUCAAUGCAAAAUGGUCCAACAGGGCAACACACAUGAGCAGACUAUCAAAAUAAGUGCUGCAUUAAAACCAGGUCACAUUUUUAUCAGGACAGAAAGAAAAAGUUAUAUUGAAUACUCUUUGGAAAACAUUAUUGUUGAUGAUGGUUUCCCUGCUGAGUCAGUUUUGGCUAACAAUGACAAAUGGGUGUUAAAAAACUUCAUGUUCAUAAGCUACCAUUCAUUUUUGUUAGUGUGUAUAUGUGUCCCCUUUCUGUCUUUUUGGUGGUUGUUUGCUAGCCAUACUCUUGUGUUUUCUUUACUUUUGUAAUCAAUAGGAAAAAUGAACAUACACUCAAUCAUGUGUUGCUUUGUCAUACAGGGCCAAAGACACAAUCUUCCUUUUGACAAACACCAUACUAACACCAUUGGCAUCACACAUGGAGAGCUUUAAAUUCUGUCCAGUCCUUAGUAUCUCAGCAAAACACCCGCAAGUCAAAAAACAUCAAAACUUGGUCUCAACAAACUGGCUUCUUUAUAAGUAAACAUCAGAUGGCUGUUGGUCAUCUUCCCAGGCAGAGUGGACUGUAAUUCUCAGUGUAUUACUGUUAUAAAUUCAAAUCCCACCAAACUAUUCCAUUUCACCAACCAUUCCAACCAUUAAUAACCAUCCGGGAAAAUAAAGUCCCUAACAGAUUGCUUUGCAGCUGCAGGUUCUGUUAUCUCAGACAGCAAUAAAAAUGACACUAAGAGGUGAGACAGUUGAACGUGGACUAUUUUUAAACCUGAUGCACAAAGACCUACUGGAUGUACUGAUCCUCUAGCACCUUGAUUCAACCUCUUUGUCUUACUCACUAGCAGGCAGCUUAUACAAAUACAAGUCAGCAGUGUUUCCUUUUUGACAUAAUACUAAGUCCAUUACAAAUCACUGGAUGGCCUUAAGACUGCAGGCAGUGGCAUCUGCAGUGUGUGUAAUGUGAAAGAUAAUUCAACACGUUCUGUUUCACCAACAACACUCAUCAGAUGUAGAAUGUGUUUAAUGCUGGUAAAUUGUAAGAAAAACAGGAAAUAGUACCCAACCAAGGGGUUCAUUUCCAGCCUGGCUUUACCUUUCAGCUGUCGAUUAAAAUUAGAGUUUCCACUAGUGAAGGGACAACAAAGCUUCAUAAACCAUUUGCUUUAUGUUUUGACUCCACUAGAUGGCGGUCUUGGCUUUAAGAAAAAGGCUUCAGCAAUGGUAAUUGAGUGUGUUUUCAGCCCUUUGUUGAGCAAAGAGCGCCACCUAGUGGGCUCCAUAAAUAAAGCAAAUGGUUCACCAAGCUUCUUGUCUUUUUUUUCUAAACUGUUCUUCCUUUGUAAGAAUGUAAGCAAUUUUUGUCUUGUUUCAAUCCAGCUUGGAUGAAAAGCAUGUACUACAAUAAAUGUAGAGAAGUGGAAAAAUGUAUUAUGUUGGCCUGUUUAUAGUACCCUUGACGAAACUGUUGAAAUCUAGAUUGUUUGAAUUUUGUAACUUCUACUUUUUCAGAUGCUUACUGAGCACAACCUGCUACAAAUAAAUGUAUUCAAUGUGCAACAUGCUCAGGCCUGUGCUGUAUGAGUCUGAGUGUUUAUAAGGCGAUCAGAAUGUAAGUUACGGGUUUGUAUUCAUGCCAUACUUGUCAGCAGAUUGUUACCUGUGAACCAUCUGUAAUAAAUAACUACAUUUUAA
Molecule: messenger RNA, 6078 nt
Organism: Centropristis striata (black sea bass)
Lineage: Eukaryota; Metazoa; Chordata; Actinopteri; Perciformes; Serranidae
Gene: cyb561d1
Product: probable transmembrane reductase CYB561D1
Exons: 3
Coding region: 1486-2190 (234 amino acids)
Molecular function (GO): transmembrane monodehydroascorbate reductase activity
Source: RefSeq, a predicted model, not a curated record